GCCAAGUUACCAACUACUUCCCCUUUUCACUUUCCACGAAGGACCAUGAAAAUGGAUGAAGACGACGAAAAAAUUCCACCUUUCCAGCCACCACUACCACCAAAUACAAAAGAGAGAGACCAAAAAACCAGAAAAAUGGUGGAAAAUUCUUUCGACACUUCAAAGAACAACCACCGGAUUUCUCUUUUCUAAUACUUUUUUUUGGGAACACAUCUCAAUUUCAGUAUACCCAGUAAAGAAUUCGAUGCAAAAAGGGGAAACGAUGAAGAUUUUCAGUAGCUUCCUUCUUUGUUUAUUCUCUGUAAUAACUGUAACUUCAGCAGCCACUCCAAUCGUAAACCCCAUCUGCCCAAUGGACCUCAACUAUGUCCUCAGAAUCCCUUGGAAUGCGACUGCUUGCCGGAACCCUUUCUUCCAGACCACUGCCAAAUCCGCCAUGAAUGAUACCUCCAAAAUCCCUUGUUGUCAAACCCUUUUGUCCUUGUUUGGAAUUGCUUUGGCCCAACACCUCAAAGAGACUUCUCUUUUCAACCUCCCAGACCUCGAAACCUCCAAUUCCUGCCUUCGCGAUUACCAAUCGAAGCUCUCCUCGCUCUCCCUUCCCGGCGACCUUGUUACCCAUUGCUUUAAUCCUUUGCAAUUUGUGAUCUCUGCUAAUGUCUGUGCUGGGAUUCAAACGACUCGAGAUUGGGUCUCGAAAGUUGGCCAGAACUCGCCGCUCGAUUCUGGUUGUCGGUCGGAACUUGUUGGUCCUGGCUGUGAUGCUUGUCUCGCUGCUGGUUUGAAAGUUCAAGCUAUUUUGACUGGAAUUGAUGGUAAUAAAUCUCAUUCUAUGGAUUGCUUUUACUUUGCUGUUCUUUAUGCUGCUGGUAUUGUGAAUGAAUCUGGCCCUGAAGGCGACAGUGCGUUAGAUUGCAUACUUAAUUUGCCAUUGAGUAUUGAAAAGGAUUCCAAAAGUAACCAUUCUGCUCUAGUUUAUGGCCUUACUGCUGCUGCUGUUGGAAUUUUGGUCCUUUUUGUUCUGUUAGGAAUAGGAUUUUGGUUUUACAAAUGGAAAAAAUUGGCUGAUAAGUCUAGUUUAGAGUUUGAUGUUGAGCUGGAUGAACAAGGGUCUAGGCCACAUGCCAGGCCAAACACUGGAUCAAUUUGGUUCAAGAUUCAGGAGCUUGAGAAAGCAACUGAUAACUUUUCUUCAAAAAACUUCAUCGGGAGAGGUGGGUUUGGUUUGGUUUACAAAGGGACAUUACCUGAUGGAAGUAUGGUGGCAGUCAAGAAAGUAAUUGAAUCAGAUUUUCAAGGCAAUGCAGAGUUCUGCAAUGAGGUUGAAAUAAUCAGUAAUCUGAAGCACAGGAAUCUUGUUCCACUUAGAGGUUGUUGUGUGAUCGAUGGGGAUGGUGGUCAUGAUGAGGGAGCAAGUGAGCGAUACCUUGUUUAUGAUUACAUGCCAAAUGGAAAUCUUGAUGACUAUUUGUUCCCUAUACUAUUUGAUCAAGUUGGAACUGUAAAAAAAUCAUUGACAUGGCCUCAAAGGAAGAAUAUUAUCUUGGAUGUGGCAAAAGGCUUAGCUUAUCUGCACUACGGAGUGAAACCUGCCAUAUAUCACAGAGAUAUCAAGGCGACGAACAUAUUGCUAGAUGCAGACAUGAGAGCAAGAGUGGCAGAUUUCGGGCUCGCCAAACAGAGCAGGGAAGGACAGUCUCAUCUAACAACUCGAGUUGCAGGAACUCAUGGGUAUUUAGCACCUGAAUACGCACUUUAUGGACAACUAACAGAGAAGAGUGAUGUUUAUAGCUUUGGAGUAGUUGUUUUGGAGAUCAUGUGUGGGAGAAAAGCUCUUGAUUUCUCUUUGUCGUCAUCUCCGCGUGCAUUCUUGAUCACAGAUUGGGCUUGGUCCUUGGUGAAAGCUGGAAAAAUAGGAGAAACUUUAGAUCCUGCUCUAAUGAAAGAUGGAGAUUCUUCUAAUUCAAAUCCAAAAGCGAUAAUGGAGAGGUUCAUUGCUGUUGGAAUUUUAUGUUCUCAUGUGAUGGUGGCUUUGAGGCCCACCAUUAUGGAAGCUCUGAAAAUGUUGGAAGGUGACGUUGAAGUUCCCCAGAUUUCUGAUCGGCCAGUGCCUUAUGGCCAUCCUUCAUUUGUUGGUGACGGCAGCAACUUCAGUAUAUCACCAACAUUAAGCGGACUUGAAUUGCAUAACGGUGACAUGCUCAGAUGAACAAGAAGACCAAUCACAUUCAGUAUCAAACUCAGAAGAUAUCUUGAUUUUUUGGUUAGGCGAAAAUGCUUCAAGAGUUUGUUAUAUCUCUUAUGUAGCAACUCAAAUGAAGGCUGCCAUUCGCUGCCAUUCGAGAUUAUCCAAUGCAGUCUGGAUGUCGUUUUCUGAGCCUGCGAUGAAAUGAUAUCUACUACAGAAUGGGAGUCUUGGAGAGGGAGGUUUAACUGGAGAAUCUGAGAAGUUGAAACUGGUGAGACCAAAAACCUCCAACCUCCAUCAUAAUCAGUUAACCAAACAUUUGAUCAUUGAGAGCUUUAGAAUUGGAAUUAAUUAGGAUUAGCAGAUGCUUUGGAAUUAAAAUUUUCUCUUGUAAUGUAAAUUUUACUCGAGUCUGUAAAGAUGUCAUCAAGUAUAGCUUUAGUUCUUAUAUCUCACUGAUUUAUAGCAAGUAUAAAGAUGUACAUUUUUCUUGUCCAUCUCUUUUUUCUUCUAUAGAAACUUUUCUAUCCUUUUUGUUGAACAAACAAAUUUUUCAUUUCACAAAUAAAUCAAUGGCAGGAGAAACAGACUUUGGCAUC
Messenger RNA from Benincasa hispida (wax gourd), 2787 nucleotides. RefSeq names its product Protein kinase superfamily protein. The record is from RefSeq and is a predicted model, not a curated record. Gene Ontology annotation, molecular function: protein kinase activity; ATP binding. Lineage: Eukaryota; Viridiplantae; Streptophyta; Magnoliopsida; Cucurbitales; Cucurbitaceae. Gene Ontology annotation, biological process: protein phosphorylation.